CCCCGAUCGAGACGAGUCCGGCGGAAAGAGAAGCGAGCGGAGGAGAAGCGGCCGCGAACGGCGUUCACGUCGGAGCAGCUAUCGCGCCUGAAAGCGGAGUUCGACGCGAACCGCUACCUGACCGAGAAGCGCCGCCAGGACCUGGCGCGGGAGCUCCAGCUCAACGAGGCGCAGAUCAAGAUCUGGUUCCAGAACAAGCGGGCCAAGCUGAAGAAGAGCACCGGGGCGAGGGGGACGCUCGCCCUCCAACUCAUGGCUCAGGGUCUCUACAACCAUUCCACGAUUCCCGUCGAGGAGGACGAGGACGUCGAGGACCCCGGCAGGCUCUGA
Molecule: messenger RNA, 330 nt
Organism: Darwinula stevensoni
Lineage: Eukaryota; Metazoa; Arthropoda; Ostracoda; Podocopida; Darwinulidae
Source: the annotation of a GenBank genome assembly